Molecule: messenger RNA, 3734 nt
Organism: Boleophthalmus pectinirostris (great blue-spotted mudskipper)
Lineage: Eukaryota; Metazoa; Chordata; Actinopteri; Gobiiformes; Gobiidae
Product: structural maintenance of chromosomes protein 1B-like
Biological process (GO): sister chromatid cohesion
Cellular component (GO): cohesin complex; nucleus; chromosome
Molecular function (GO): protein binding; ATP binding; DNA binding
Source: RefSeq, a predicted model, not a curated record
AAAUGGGUUAUCUCAAACAGAUCGACGUGGAAAACUUUAAGUCUUGGAGAGGGAGGCAGAUCAUUGGACCUUUCCUGCGCUUCAGCUGCAUCAUCGGCACAAACGGAUCCGGUAAGUCGAAUGUAAUGGAUGCCAUCAGCUUUGCCAUAGGAGAGCGAUCAUCGUCUUUGAGAGUGAGGCACCUGAGUGAUCUAAUCCAUGGAGCGCACAUCGGACAACCUGUGUCCAGGUCUGCCACAGUUUGUCUGAGGUAUUGCAACAAGGAAGAGGAGGAGACAUGCUUCAGUCGCACCAUCACUGGCGAUUCUUCUUCUUACCGGGUGAAUGAGGUCCAUGUGACUUUGAGCCAGUACCUGAAACAGCUGGAGGAGAUCGGCAUCAUCACCAAAGCCCAGAACUGCCUCGUCUUUCAGGGGGCAGUGGAGUCGAUUGCUCUUAAGGACCCUAAGGAGAGAACUAAGAUGUUUGAGAGCAUCAGUCAGUCCAGAGAGCUGGCCUCAGAGUACGAGCAGAAGAAGACCGCCAUGCUUCGCGCUAAAGAGGACACACAGUUCCACUUCAACAAGAAGAAGUCUGCUGUGGUGGAGAGGAAGCAGGUCUCACAGGAGAAACUCGAGGCAGAGAAGUACCAGUCCCUGUUGGACGAGUUAAAUGAGCAGCGUCUUCAGAUCAGUCUUACCAGUCUCUUCCACAGUGAGAGGAGUAUCAACUCUCUGUGUGAGGCUCUGAGACUCAAACAACAGGGGGCAUCAGUGAAGCAGAGCCAGGUGAGUGAGUGUGAGCAGAAUGUGAAAGCCCAGAGGAGAGAGCAUGGACGACUGCAGAGAGGCACACAGCUCAUCGACAAGGACAUAAGAGUUCAGGAGCAGGUGCUGUCCCAGUGCCGCUCUCAGUACAUAAAGGCCAAAGUGAACUCGUCUCACCAUAAGAAGAAGGCAGAGGAGACACGAGUGGCCCUGAGGAAAGCAGAGGAGCAACUGGAGCUAAAGAAACAGGAGCUGAGAGAGGGGAGGCAGGAGGUGGAGGAGCUGGAGGAGGCCUGGAGGACCUAUGACCGAGAGGCCCAGAGGCAGCAAGUGUCCAGGGACAUACAACUGGACCAGGAGCAGUUGGAGCGUUACCAGGAGCUGAAGGAUCUGUACCGGCGUCAGAGCGCAGUGUUAAACCAACAAGCUGAAAAACUGCACUGGGACAUCAAGGCUGACCAGGAGAGACUGAAUUUAGACCAGCGCAAACACAAGGAGGUUCAGGCUGGGAUCAGGAACUUUCAGACUCAGCUGGAGGAUGUGAUGUGCCGAGCUGAGAAACUGGAGGAGUACACUGCCACCUGCAGAUCCUCCAUCGAUGCCCUCCAGGAGCAGGAGCAAUCCCUGAGCUCAGAGUUGCUUACAAGCAAAGCUAGAGCAGAGCAGGUUCAUGAGAUGCUGGGGGCAGUGCUGGAGGAACUGGGCAAUGCUCGACUGGAGACCCAUGAAAACAAACGCCAAUGCCAGAGGAAGGAGGUCCUGGAAAGGCUGCAGAGACUUCCGGAUACCGUGUAUGGGCGGCUGUCAGACCUGGUCAGUCCCAUUCAUAAGAAGUACCAUCUCGCAGUAACUAAAGUGUUCAGACGCUUCCUGAAUGCCAUUGUGGUGAGCUCUGAGCGCGUGGCCCGUGAGUGCAUCCAGUUUAUUAAAGAGGAGCGCUGUGAGCCUGAGACCUUUCUGCCCAUCGACUACCUCGACGUGCAUCCUCUGAACGAGCGUCUGAGGGAACUGUCUGGAGCCAAAAUGGCCGUGGACGUGGUUCAGGUGAGCUCCACAGCCAUCGCUCCACAGCUGCGGAGAGUGGUGCAGUUCGUCUGUGAGAACACUCUGGUUUGUGAGACCAUCAAAGAGGCUCGAGCCCUGGCCUUUAACAAAUACGAGAGACACAAGACGGUGGCUCUGGACGGUACCAUGUUUGCAAAGUCAGGGGUGAUUUCUGGAGGCUCCAGUGACCUGAGGAGUAAAGCUCGCUGCUGGGACGAGACUGAAGUGAAGAACCUGAAGGAAAGGAAGGAACAGCUCACCAAAGAACUCAGUGAGCUGAUGAAACUGAGGAGGAAAGAAGCCGAUCUGAAGCAGAUCCAGGCUGAAUGUCAUGGAGCUCAGACCAGACUCAAGUACUCUUCUGCAGACCUGGACCUACUGAGGAGGAGAGCUCUGCCAAAGAUACAGGCUGACAUCUCUCGUCUGAAGAGUGACCUCACAAACCUAGACUCAGAAAUACUGAUGCAACAGGAACAUCUGGAGGAGAAGGAGCAGCAUCUGAAGAGGAUCAGGGACCAGAUGGACCAGAUGGAGGACAUGGUGUUUGCUGAGUUCUGUGAGGAGAUAGGAGUGGAGAAUAUCAGAGAGUAUGAGCAGGAGCAUUUGAAACACCACAUGGAGCACGAUAAGAAGAGGCUGGAGUUUGAGAGUCAGGUGGCUCGUCUGAAUGCUCAGCUGGAAUAUGAACAGACUCAACUCCAACAGCAGAAGAAGAAACUGCAACAGCUCCAGGAGAUGUUGGAGAGAGAGGAGAGAGCGGUGGAGGAGCAAUCUCAGAACGAGGAGAGCCUUCUGGCCGCAGUGGAGGAGGGACAGAACAAAGCCCUGGAUCUGAAAAACCAACUUCUGUCCAAGAAACGUCAAGUGUCCAGUGCCAAAACUGAACUGGACCAGUGGCUGCAGAGACUACAAGAGAUCAACAAGGAGCUGGUGAAGCUGCAGAGGGAGGUGAUGACGUUGGAGUCGGAGUUGGAGCAAAAACGACUUUUCAGACACAACCUUCUCCUGAGCUGCAAGAUUCAGGGUCUGCCCAUAAGACUUAUAUCAGGAGACCUGAGCAACGUGUCACAGCUGGAGGGAGAAUCUGAGAGCACUCUGUCCACUGUGGAAAUCUAUGAGAGAGAAGCUCAGAUCAUCAUUGACUACUCUGACCUCAGACAGGACAUACAGGCUCUGCAAGAGGGGCAGGAGGUGGAGGCAUGUGUGGAGCAUCUGACUGACUCACUACUGUCCCUAGAGGAGGUUCUGGGUCGUACCGUGGCUCCAAACCUCAAAGCUCUGGAGAAAAUGAAACAGGUCAAGGAGAAGCUGCAGGAUGUUAUGGAAGCAUUUGAUGCAAGCAGCCGUAUGGCCCGAAGGUGCAGUCAGGAGUUUGAGACUGUGAAGACUCAGAGGUGUCAGCUCUUUACUCAGUGUUUUGAACAUGUGUGUGUGAAGAUCGACAAGGUCUACAAGAGGAUCUGCAGAAACAACAGUGCACAGGCAAUCCUGAGUGCAGAGAACCCAGAGGAGCCGUACUUGGGCGGCAUCAGUUAUAACUGUGUGGCUCCUGGGAAAAGGUUCGUGUCAAUGGAUAAUCUGUCUGGAGGAGAGAAGGCUCUGGCUGCGCUUGCAUUUGUCUUCGCCAUACACAGUUACCGUCCAGCUCCGUUCCUGAUCCUGGAUGAAGUGGAUGCAGCUUUGGACAAUUCCAACAUUGGAAAAGUGACCAGUUUUAUCCGAGAAGAGUCCCGACAGAAUCUGCAGAUCAUUGUCAUUUCUCUGAAGGAGGAGUUUUUCUCCAAAGCCGACGCUCUGCUGGGAGUCUAUACUGAUUUGGACGAGUGGAUGUUCAGUCGUAUUCUGACCCUUGACCUGCGCCCGUAUCCUCUCGCUGACAAUGACAACGGGCAACACUCGCAAAAUGGCCACCGCCACUAAGCCUCAGACUGCCAUCAAUCUCCC